Molecule: messenger RNA, 1992 nt
Organism: Postia placenta MAD-698-R-SB12
Lineage: Eukaryota; Fungi; Basidiomycota; Agaricomycetes; Polyporales; Adustoporiaceae
Exons: 3
Coding region: 1-1992 (663 amino acids)
Biological process (GO): electron transport coupled proton transport; ATP synthesis coupled electron transport
Molecular function (GO): NADH dehydrogenase (ubiquinone) activity
Source: RefSeq, a predicted model, not a curated record
AUGUAUCUAUCAAUAUUAAUAUUACCUUUAUUAGGUUCAAUAGUAUCAGGAUUAAUGGGACGAAAAAUAGGAGUAAGUGGUUCACAUAUUAUAACAUGUACUUGCUUAAUUUUAUCUUCAAUUUUAGCGAGUGUAGCUUUUUAUGAAGUAGGAAUAUGUGGUUCACCUCUCUCAAUUCAUUUAAAUAGUUGGAUUGAUUCAGAAUUUUUAUCUAUAUCUUGGGAAUUCUUAUUUGAUCAAUUAACUGAUUGUUCAAUGUUUAUACCUGUUCUAUAUAUUUCUUCUUUAAUCCAUAUAUUUUCAACAGAUUAUAUGUCUGAAGAUCCUCAUAAUCAGAGAUUUUUCUCAUAUUUAUCUUUAUUCACUUUCUUUAUGUUAUUAUUAGUCUCAGGUGCUAAUUAUUUUGUAAUGUUUGUGGGUUGGGAAGGAAUCGGUGUAGUAUCAUACUUACUAAUUAAUUUCUGGUUUACUAGAUUACAAGCAAAUAAAGCAGCUAUUCUAGCUUUAACUAUGAAUAGAGUCGGUGACAUGGGUCUUAGUAUAGGAUUCUUUGCAUUAUUUGCUUUAUUUGGAUCUAUAGACUAUGCCACUGUAUUUAGUUUAGCACCUUUUAUGAAUGAAACAGCUAUAACUAUUAUAGGUUUAUUACUUCUUACGGGAGCUAUGGCUAAAUCAGCUCAAAUUCCAUUACACUCUUGGCUACCAGGAUCUAUGGAGGGUCCUACACCAGUUUCAGCCUUAAUUCAUGCAGCUACACUAGUAACAGCCGGAUUAUACUUAUUAGUAAGAUCCUCACCAUUAUUAGAAUAUAGUAGUACUGCACUAUUAGUCAUAACUUUAGUAGGUGCCUCUACAGCCUUUUUUGCAGCCACAUGUGGUCUAGUACAAAAUGAUUUAAAACGAAUAAUAGCAUUCUCUACAAUAAGUCAGUUAGGUUAUAUGGUAAUGGCUGUUGGUCUUAGUCAAUAUAAUGUAGCAUUAAUGCAUGUGGUUAACCAUGCUUUCUUCAAAGCAUUAUUAUUCUUAGGAGCUGGUGCAGUAAUUCAUAGUUUUGCAGAUCAACAAGAUGUAAGGAGAUUUGGAGGUUUAAUAAACUUCUUACCCUUUACCUAUACAUGUAUGUUAGUAGGAUCUUUAUCAUUACUAGCUACACCAUACUUAACUGCCUUUUAUUCUAAAGAUCUUAUUAUUGAACUAGCUUAUGCACAAUACAGCUUCAGUGGAACUUAUGCUUUCAUCUUAGGUAGUUUAACUGCUGGUUUAACAGCAUUUUAUUCAUUUAGAUUAAUUUCAUUAGUAUUCUUAACAGUUCCUAAUGGGUCACGAAAUGCUUACUUAAAUGCUCAUGAAGCAAAUUUAGCCGUAAUAAUUCCAUUGUUUAUACUAGCUUUAUUUAGUAUUUUCUUUGGUUUUGUAUUUUCUGAUUUAUUUGUAGGAAUAGGUUCAGAUUUCUUCGCUAACUCUUUAUUUAUUCAUCCUAAUAAUAUUUCUAUUAUUGAAGCUGAAUUUAGUUUACCUAUUUUUAUUAAACUAUUACCUGCUAUUUUAUCUUUAUUUGGUGCUUCUUUAGCUAUUUUAUUAUACCAUUAUACUCCUAAUUUUGUUAUAGAACUAACAGAUAAUUCUAUAGGUAGAAAAAUUUAUACAUUUUUAAAUGGUAAAUAUCUAUUCGAUGUAGUUUAUAAUAACUAUAUAAUUUCAGGUGGAUUACAUCUAGGUUACAUGAUAUCAAAAGUAUUAGAUAGAGGUGUGAUAGAACUAGUUGGACCAUACGGAUUAUCUAAUACUUUAACAAAUACUGGUAUUAAUAUUGGUAAAUUAGAUACUGGAGUAGUAACAACUUAUUCACUAUAUAUUACUUUAGGUCUACUAUCUUUAUUAUUCUUAGUAUUUGCACCUAUAUUAAUAGAUACUUCUUUAUUUAGUGAAAUUAGAUUAGUUAUUAUUUAUCUUGCAGCUUUAGUAUUAGUUCUAUCUCCUUCUUUAAAAUAA